This is a messenger RNA of Chlorocebus sabaeus (green monkey), 5901 nucleotides long. It is a transcript of the gene DISC1, whose product is annotated as DISC1 scaffold protein. Gene Ontology annotation, cellular component: microtubule organizing center; microtubule; intermediate filament cytoskeleton. The record is from RefSeq and is a predicted model, not a curated record. Gene Ontology annotation, biological process: neuron migration; cilium assembly. NCBI's taxonomy places the organism in Eukaryota, Metazoa, Chordata, Mammalia, Primates, Cercopithecidae.
CUCCAGCUGCGUGCGUGUGUGUGUGUGUGUGUGUGUGUGUGUGUGUGUGUGUGUGUGUGUAUGUGUGUGCGCGCGCGCGCGUGAGGGGCCAAUGCUGGAAAGGAAACAGCGGCCUCGCUGAGGAGAAGAAAGGAGCCGCCCCCUUCGUUGCCAGCCCCCUCCUCACUUCCCGUCCGGCGCGCUGCUCCCUUCCCCCUCGGGGAGCGAGCAGGAGGCGGCCCAGGCGGAGCGGGAGGAGCUGGCAGCGGGGCGCAUGCCAGUUGGGGGUCCCCAGGGCGCCCCGGCCGCCGCCGGCGGCGGCGGCGUGGGCCACCGCGCAGGCAGCCGGGAUUGCUUACCACCUGCAGCGUGCUUUCGGAGGCGGCGGCUGGCACGGAGGCCGGGCUACAUGAGAAGCUCGACAGGGCCUGGGAUCGGGUUCCUUUCCCCAGCAGUGGGCACACUGUUCCGGGUCCCAGGAGGGGUGCCUGGCGAGGAGUCCCACCACUCGGAGUCCAGGACCAGAGAGUGUGGCCUUGACCUGGGAGGCCUCUUGGUUGGGAGCCCUGUUUCCAAGAGCGCAACAGCCCCUUCUGUGACCUCUGUGAGAGGAAACUCGGCACACUUUGGGAUUCAGCUCAGAGGUGGCACCAGAUUGCCUGACAGGCUUAGCAGGCUGUGUGGCCCUGGCAAUGCUGGGUGGCAGCAAGAGUUUGCAGCCAUGGACAGUUCUGAGACCUUGGACGCCAGCUGGGAGGCAGCCUGCAGUGAUGGAGCAAAGCGUGUCCAGGCAGCAGGCUCUGUGCCAUCAGCAGAGUUGAGUAGCAAUAGCUGCAGCCCUGGCUGUGGCCCUGAGGACCCCCCAACCCCUCCUGGCUCUCACAGUGCCUUUGCCUCAAGCUUUAGCUUUAUUCGGCUCUCGCUUGGCUCUGCCAGGGAACGUGGAGAAGCAGAAGGCUGCCCACCAUCCAGAGAGGCCGAGUCCCCUUGCCAGAGCCCCCAGGAGAUGGGAGCCAAAGCUGCCAGCUUGGACGGGCCUCAUAAGGACCCUCGAUGUCUCUCUCGGCCCUUCAGUCUCUUGGCUACACAGGUCUCAGAAGACUUGGCCCAGGCCGCCGGGAACAGCUCCAGGCCAGAGUGUGAGAUGCAUUCUUUACCGGACAUGGACCCUGGUUCCUCCAGUUCUCUGGAUCCCUCAUUGGCUGGCUGUGGUGGUGAUGGGAGCAGCGGAUCGGGGGAUGCCCACUCUUGGGACACCCUGCUCAGAAAAUGGGAGCCAGUGCUGCGGGACUGCCUGCUGAGAAACCGGAGGCAGGUGGAGGUAAUAUCCUUAAGAUUAAAACUUCAGAAACUUCAAGAAGAUGCAAUUGAGAAUGAUGAUUAUGAUAAAGCUGAGACAUUACAACAAAGAUUAGAAGACCUGGAACAAGAGAAAAUCAACCUGCACUUUCAGCUUCCUUCAAGGCAGCCAGCUCUUAGCAGCUUCCUGGUUCACCUGGCAGCACAAGUCCAGGCUGCCUUGCACCGUGGGGCCACUCAGCAGGCCAGUGGAGACGACACCCACGCCUCACUCAGAACGGAGCCGAGGCUGUUGGAAUGCACUGCUCAGGACAGCUUGCAUGUGUCCAUCACGAGACGAGACUGGCUUCUUCAGGAAAAGCAGCAGCUACAGAAAGAAAUCGAAGCUCUCCAAGCAAGGAUGUCGGUGCUGGAAGCCAAAGAUCAACAGCUGAGAAGGGAAAUAGAGGAGAAAGAGCAACAACUCCGGUGGCAGGGCUGUGACCUGACCCCAUUGGUGGGCCGGCUGUCCCUGGGUCAGCUGCAGGAGGUCAGCAAGGCCUUGCAGGACACCCUGGCCUCAGCCGGUCAGAUUCCCUUCCAUGCAGAGCCACUGGAAACCAUAAGGAGCCUCCAGGAAAGAAUAAAAUCCCUCAACUUGUCACUUAAAGAAAUCACUACUAAGGUGUGUAUGAGUGAGAAAUUCUGCAGCACCCUGAGGAAGAAAGUUAACGAUAUUGAAACCCAACUACCAGCCUUGCUUGAAGCCAAAAUGCAUGCCAUAUCAGGAAACCAUUUCUGUACAGCUAAAGACCUCACCGAGGAGAUUAGAUCAUUAACAUCAGAGAGAGAAGGGCUGGAGGGACUUCUCAGCAAGCUGUUGGUGUUGAGUUCCAGGAAUGUCAAAAAGCUGGGAAGUGUUAAAGAAGAUUACGACAGACUGAGAAGAGAAGUGGAGCACCAGGAGACUGCCUAUGAAACAAGUGUGAAGGAAAAUACUAUGAAGUACAUGGAAACACUUAAGGAUAAACUGUGCAGCUGCAAGUGUCCACUGCUUGGGAAAGUGUGGGAAGCUGACUUGGAAGCUUGUCGAUUGCUUAUCCAGAGCCUACAACUCCAGGAAGCCAGGGGAAGCCUGUCUGUAGAAGAUGAGAGGCAGAUGGAUGCCUUAAAGGGAGCUGUUUGUAUAGCUGCUCCUCCUAUUCCCCCCAGGCUCCACUCCGAGGAUAAAAGGAAGAACCCUUUGCAGGCAUUGGAAGAAUGGAAGGCUCACCUCAUCCCCUCUCUGUACUGUGCUGGAGGCGAACAGAAAGAGGAAUCUUACAUCCUUUCUGCAGAACUUGGAGAAAAGUGUGAAGACAUAGGCAAGAAGCUAUUGUACUUGGAAGAUCAACUUCACACAGCAAUCCACAGUCACGAUGAAGAUCUCAUUCAGUCUCUCAAGAGGGAGCUCCAGAUGGUGAAGGAAACUCUGCAGGCCAUGAUCCUGCAGCUCCAGCCGGCAAAGGAGGUGGGGGAAAGAGAAGCUGCAGCUUCCUGCAUGACAGCUGGUGUCCGGGAAGCACAAGCCUGAGGAGAGACGGGAUGGGGGAGGGAGGUGGGCUGCCAUGUCAACAGUUUGGACCCGGGGGGCUGCUAUCCCCUCCCCCUGCAUAGCUAAUGUGCCUGAAUUAAUUAUGGAGAUACAGAGCCUUGAGGUCUUUCAGUGGAAAGGUGGCUCAUGUUCAUUCUCAUGAGUCUGAAACUGAGGAGUCUGCAAAUUGGAAUAUGGAGAGAGAGACGGAUUUGCUGAAUUUCCUUCCAAAUGUCACUCAAAAAUUUCUCUUCCAUGUCAUUCAUGGGAAUGUCUUACACAGGAUUUGAGAAUAUUUUCAUCUCAGCCCCCAUUAGAGAGAAGUUGGGGUGAAUUCUGGAAAAAUGUCUCUUUUCCCUGUAGCAUUUGUCUUCUGCUGCAACUAAAAUAUUUCCUGAUUCAAGAUUCUAUAAAAAGGAAACCAAGCAUGAGACUCUGUCAUCAUACCUGUUACACGUUCCUACAGGUGCACGAUCUAAGAGAGCUAAUUAACCUCAGAGUCUGGAAUUAACAGCUUUUCACCUUACUUCUCCUGUGAUCUAAUAUUAUCUUAGAAAAAUUAAUAUGCAACUUCCAAAAGAUAUUUUGGUAAGACAGCAGCCUCUCAGUGGUAUGCCACCUUUCAAUUUUCCUUUUGUGGCAAUGAUUGCACCUGAAGAAAGGAUCCCUGAGAGUCUGUGUUUCAUCAGGACAUUCUGAAAUUUACCCACAGUGAGGCUGUGGAUGGAUCAGGGGAAACCUGUAUAAAAUGUUUGAGCCUGUUCUGUUUUCCCAUGGAACCUGUUUCACUCAAUGCCAGGCAGUGCAGCAUUUAGGAAAGCAGUGAAGUACUCAGUAAGGCAGUGCAGUACUCAGUAACACAAUACAGUACUCAGGCAGUGCAGUACUCAGUAAGGCAGUGCAGUACUCAGUAACACAAUACAGUACUCAGGCAGUGCAGUACUCAGUAAGGCAGUGCAGUACUCAGUAACACAAUACAGUACUCAGGCAGUGCAGUACUCAGUAAGGCAGUGUAAUAGUAAUAGUGCAGUACUCAGUAACACAGUACAGUAACACAAUACAGUACUCAGGCAGUGCAGUACUCAGUAAGGCAGUGUAAUAGUAAUAGUGCAGUACUCAGUAACACAGUACAGUACUCAGGAAUACAGUACAAUACUCAGUAAGGCAGUGAAGUACUCAGUAAUACAAUACAGUACUCAGUUAGGCAGUGCAGUACUCAGGAAUACAGUGCAGUACUCAGUAAGGCAGUGCAGUACUCAGUAAUAGUGCAGUACUCAGUAACACAGUGCAGUACUCAGUAACAGUGCAGUACUCAGUAAUACAGUACAAUACUCAGUAAGGCAGUGAAGUACUCAGUAAUACAAUACAGUACUCAGGCAAUGCAGUACUCAGUAAGGCAGUGAAGUACUCAGGAAUACAGCGCAGUACUCAGUAAGGCAGUGCAAUACUCAGUAAUACAGUGCAGUACUCAGUAACACAGUGAAGUACUCAGUAAUACAGUACAGUACUCAGUAAGGCAGUGCAGUACUCAGUAACGCAGUGCAGUACUCAGUAAUAUAGUACAGUACUCAGUAAGGCAGCACAGUACUCAGUAAGGCAGCGCAAUACUCAGUAACACAGUGCAAUGCUCAGUAAGGCAGUGCAGUGCUCAGUAAGGCAGUGGAGUGCUCAGUAACACAGUGUAGUACUCAGUAGGACAGCACAGAACUCAGUGACACAGGGCAAUAUAUAGGCAGUUAUAUAGGCAAUGUAGUACUUAGUAAAUCAGUGCAGUACUCAAAAAUGCAAGGGCAUUUCAGGCUCCUGCUGGGCUGCUUCUUUGGCCCAGCUGGGACUCCUAUUGAGACAGCUGCAAAACAGGCUGAUUUCAAUUAGGCAGCACUUUCCAAAGUGCACUGAGGAAGGUGGCCCCAAGAGAUGCUCUCUAAACAAAGGAGUCCCCUCUCCGGUCAAGUACCUUUGAGAAAUACACCAUACCAUAAUAUCUGCUUGAGAACCACAAUGCGCAUUAAUAUAUUAGUCUGAGAGAGAACUUACAGUGAGUAAACUCACUUGAUUUUAUCUAACCUCAAACUUUCCAAGCUCAAUGGACUGUGAAUUUUUUUCAUGUAACUCCUAUUCAUAUCCCACAGAUCUAGUAUUGUACAGCACUGCAUUCUCUGAGGAAGUCCAAGUCCAAACUCUGAUUUACAUCACUGUGGAAACCACACUCACAGUUUUGCAGAGUGUUGAGGUUAAUAACUACCUGCCACAGAUCGGUAAAUUUAAUCCAGUGGUGGUUCUGUCUGUGCUUCUGUUCUCAUAUAUGUGAUUAGGGACAGUGAUGUUCCUGCCUUCACUAGGAUCCAUGGAUAUGAGGCCAUUUUUGUUAUUUCCUGAAGUCACACUGGCAUUUCCAGAAGGCAUCUGGUGCUUUGCUCAGCCUUCCAUGCUGUGCCGCACUUCUGUCCUCAGUCAAGGAGAUGGCCCUGCUGAAGCCAGCAAUUGGCUGGGGUCCAGGAAACAAACCAAAAACACAAUAUGUGAAUGUGCUGAUUGUGUUCCCUAUGGCUUCAUCUUGAGCAAAAUACACUCUACAUAUUUUAAUAAUAAGUAUAAUUAGCUUGUUCCUGGACUUCGUUUUUCAAUGAUGAACCAAAUUCCUCAAUUAUUUAUAAUUGUGUCUAAAGAAAAUUAUGAACUGGUCGCAUGGCACUUGGAGUCCUUGAAUUAAUUCCAGUGAAGCAAAACUUGGGAAGAGUCAGGAUUGGCCACAUUGCCAAUAACAAAUUCCUACUUCGACAUAUGUCUUUUUAAAAAGCCUCCCAGACACAAGACAUCUUAACCGUCACUAGCGCAAGUAUUUUGUAUUAUACAGACACCAUCGUGAAAUAAUUCUGUGAGGUCAUGAUGUAUUUGAAAAUUCUGCAAGUUAAUAACUGUCUUGAAUUAUUUGAACCCCAAAUAAGGGUUCUUUGGUACCUCUAGUAGAUAGUGGGUUCAUUUCCCUGCUGCAAAUUUUGAAGUAUUUGGGCAGGUGAGUAAUGUUUUAACCAUGUGCUGUAACUCAUCUGUUGUCUUGGCUUGGUCUU